UGCAUUUUAAGCCUUCCAUUAUGUGUCGUGUAUUGUGGUUGGUGCCUUCUUAUCCAAAUUAUGACUCAAAGGAUACCCUCCCUAAAUCCAUCCUAUUUAAAGACACUCAACUGAAGCAUUAAACCCAGUUGUUUCUCUCUUCAUGAUUUGCAUUAUACCCACACCCAACCUUAUGGCAAAAACUCCCUUCCUCCCUCCUCUUAUGUUUCUGCUUUUAUUGCAACCUUUAGUGCUACUUUCUCUGCCAACAUCACCACUGAUCAAUCUGCCCUUUUAGCCUUAAAAUCCCAUAUCACUCACGAUCCCCACAACUUCCUAGCAACCAACUGGUCCACUUCUACCUCUGUUUGCAAUUGGAUUGGUGUCACCUGUGGAUCCAGACACCACAGAGUCACAGCUCUGAACUUGUCAAGUAUGGAUCUCACAGGCACCAUCCCAUCUCAGUUGGGAAAUUUAUCUUUCCUUGCCUACCUCUACAUUCAUAACAAUAGUUUUCAUGGCUCUUUACCUAUUGAGUUAACUAAUUUGCAUCGGCUGAAAUAUUUGAACUUUGGUAACAACAGCUUCAGUGGAGAAAUCCCAUCAUGGUUUGGUUCCUUCGCUAAACUUCAAGGCUUGUUCUUGUACAGGAACAACUUCACUGGUGUUAUCCCAUCCACUCUUGGCAAUUUGUCAAAACUUGAAAUGUUGAGCUUGUACAGCAACAGUCUCCAAGGUCAUCUAUCAUCAGGAAUGUUUGACAACCUUUCUAAAUUACAAGGACUCGAUUUACAUGAAAAUCAAAUUUCUGGCAGGAUUCCAAAGAGUUUAUUCAAAUGCAAAGAGUUGACGUUUUUAUCAUUGUUUUCCAACUCUUUGCAGGGAAGUAUACCUUCAGAAAUUGGGAAUUUGACUAUGCUCGACAUUCUGUAUCUUAAUCAGAACAACCUCAAAGGCCAUCUAGAGUCAGAAAUAUUUGAUAACAUGUCUAAAUUGCAAGUAUUAAGCUUGAAUGGGAAUCAAAUUUCUGGUAGCAUUCCCAGUAGUUUAUACAAGUGCAAAGAGUUGAGGUAUUUAUCACUGUGGAACAAUUCUAUGGAAGGAAGUAUACCUAUAGAAAUCGGAAAUUUGACUAUGCUCCAAUCUUUGUUUCUUGGUUACAAUAACUUCAAAGGUACAAUUCCAUCGGUUAUCAAAAAUAUAAUUUCUCUAGAAAUGAUUGAUUUUUCGGUUAACAACUUCACGGGCCAAAUUCCUUCCUCAUUAUGCAAUUUGAGUUCCCUUAUGGCUCUCGAUUUAUCGAACAAUAGGUUGGAUGGAACAAUUCAGGAAUGUGUUGGAAACUUGAGUUCUUCCCUUUUUUACCUUGACCUACGGAUGAAUAAUUUUCAUGGUAAAAUACCUGAAAAUUUUGCUGAAGGUUGCAGCUUAAAAAAUUUUCUAAUCAGCAACAACCAAGUCGAAGGGUCACUACCACGAUCUUUGGGUAAUUGUAAAGAUUUAAAGCUUCUUGAUGUUGGGAACAACUAUUUAAAUGACACUUUCCCAAAUUGGUUAGGAAUUUUGGAUCAGUUACAAGUGCUUGACUUGAGAUCGAACAGAUUCUAUGGUAAGGUGGAUAGCUCUGAUGUUACCUUCACUCGUUUGCGUGUCAUUGAUCUCUCUCGUAAUAACUUCAGUGGCUACCUACCUGUAAAUUUUUUUAAAAAUUUGCAUGCCAUUAGAGAAGAGAAUGAAAAGAAAGCUAAACCAGAGUACAUGGAAGAUGUAAUACCUGGUGGAACAAUAAAUAUUGCGCCAGGUUUAUUUUUUACAACAAAAGGAUUGGAAACAGAGUUUGAGAAACUAUUAACCAUAUGGACAGCUAUUGACUUCUCCAGCAACCAAUUCUCCGGAGAAAUUCCUAAAACAAUUGGAGAGCUUCAUUCACUAAUUGCCCUAAAUCUCUCUCAUAAUUGUUUAACAGGUCCUAUCCCAUCAUCAUUAGGUGAUUUGUCAGAACUUGAAUCAUUAGAUCUCUCAUCAAACAAGCUCCACGGAAGAAUUCCAACAGAGUUUACAAAUCUUGGAUUCCUUGAGGUGUUAAACCUUUCUCAUAAUAAUCUCGUAGGACCCAUUCCUCAUGGCAAACAAUUGGAUACUUUCAGUAAUGAUUCCUACAUAGGAAACUUGGGUUUAUGUGGAUUGCCAUUAUCAAAGAGCUGUGAUAAUGAUGAGGGAACUCCAGCCAAAUUUGAUAGAGAUGAUGAUGAAGAUGGAUUGAAUUGGAAAUUUUCUAUACUGAUGGGGUAUGGAUGUGGGUUGGUGUUGGGAUUGAGCAUGGGAUACAUUGUAUUCACAACUGGAAGACCAUGGUGGUUCAUUAAGAUCUACGUGAGAGUUCAACAAAGAUUUGCAGAAAAGGUAAAAAAUAGAACUCUUUGACGGAUUUUUAUUACAGAUCGAGCAGUGGACAGAGUAGAAAAUUUCAUUGCAUGGUGGUAGGCAGGCCCUUAUCUAUAGUUGUUUUAUAUAUAGUUUGUCUUCAAUAAUUUCCAAAUAAUUAACCCCAAAACUAUAAGUAUGGUUUCAUGUAUUGACCCUCUUUUGUUGUCUCUUUUCUUUUAUAUUG
Molecule: messenger RNA, 2590 nt
Organism: Hibiscus syriacus
Lineage: Eukaryota; Viridiplantae; Streptophyta; Magnoliopsida; Malvales; Malvaceae
Product: receptor-like protein 9DC3
Exons: 5
Coding region: 415-2403 (662 amino acids)
Molecular function (GO): protein binding
Source: RefSeq, a predicted model, not a curated record